This is a messenger RNA of Lycium barbarum (goji berry), 3836 nucleotides long. Its product is annotated as probable LRR receptor-like serine/threonine-protein kinase At3g47570. Gene Ontology annotation, molecular function: protein binding. The coding region runs from base 219 to 1922 and encodes 567 amino acids. The record is from RefSeq and is a predicted model, not a curated record. The transcript is spliced from 3 exons. Lineage: Eukaryota; Viridiplantae; Streptophyta; Magnoliopsida; Solanales; Solanaceae.
UUGAAACGUGCAAGACUUGUUGGUAUUAGUAUUGAUAUGACAGAAUGAAUGAAGAAAAGUAUUUUUUUUCCUUUUUUCCUUAAAAGAGAUUUGAAUGAAAAAUCUCAUAAAAAGAUAUUUUUAAAAUCCUGAAAACCCAAAGGGAGAUCUCAUUGCUAUUUAUAGUCUCAAAAACACAGGUUACUAGCCAUACCAUCAUCCUACUAAUUUCUGCACUUAUGGAGAAAGCCUUCGCAUUUUUUCUCUUAACUCUCUUGUUGCUUCAUUAUGUUAUGGCUAGUUCAGCCAUGACUCAUACCAACAUUACCACUGAUCAAUUAGCUCUUCUUACAUUAAAAUCCAAAAUUAGUUCCGACCCUUCUCACAUCUUGGAUGAAAGCUGGUCUCUAACAACUUUUGUUUGCCAUUGGGUCAGAGUCACUUGUGACUCUCGCCACCAGAGAGUGAAGUCCUUGAAUCUUUCCAACAUGGCUCUUACAGGAACAAUUCCCCAUAAUUUUGGAAACCUCUCAUUUCUUGUUUCUCUUGACUUGGGAAGCAACAAUUUCUAUGGCAAUUUGCCUCAAGAAAUGGCACGCUUACGUCGGCUUAAGUUUCUUGAUUUAAGUUUCAAUAGCUUCAGUGGGGAGGUUCCUUCCUUGUUUGGGUUUUUACACCAACUUCAAGUUCUAAAUCUUAGAAAUUGUAGUUUCACUGGUACCAUCCCUUCUUCAUUUUCUAAUAUUUCCACACUUGUUACUUUGAUUCUGGACUUCAAUUCCAUAGAGGGUGAAAUCCCAAAAGUGAUUGGAAGUCUUAUAAACCUUAGAGAAUUAAUCUUGCGGGGUAACAAACUCAUAGGCUCUAUUCCUCCAUCACUCUCAAAUGCCUCAAGGUUGGAGGUUUUAGAAAUAUCUUACAAUUUACUUCAAGGGAAUAUUCCAGAAGGGAUCGGCAAUCUACACAACAUGAAGGCGUUGUCCAUACAACAUAAUCAACUUACGGGUUCUAUACCAUUCACAAUUUUCAAUAUUUCUAGAAUCGAAUACAUUGCAUUUUUCAACAACAGUUUAUCAGGAAAUCUUCCCAAUGAUUUAUGCAAUCGUCUCCCAAUACUCAAAGGGCUUUAUCUAGAAAUGAACAAGCUUCAUGGUCAUAUGCCUACAAGCUUGUCAAAUUGUUCGGAACUUCGAAUAUUGGGCUUAUCAGACAAUGAGUUUGAUGGACCAAUACAUAGUGAAAUUGGAAGUUUAACUAAUCUGCAGGAAUUGACUCUUGGAUCUAACCAUUUCGCUGGGAUAAUUCCACAAGAAAUCGGAAAUCUUGUUAAUUUGGUGAAGUUAGGCAUGGAGAUAAACCAAAUUACUGGCUCAGUCCCGAUCUCCAUAUACAAUAUCUCCUCACUGCAAUGUCUUACACUAUGGCAGAACAAUCUCAAGGGAUCCUUACCACGGGAGAUUGGCAACUUUACCAAGAUGCAGAUUCUCGAUCUUAGUAACAAUACAUUUACUGGUGAAAUACCCGAAGAGAUAAGCAAUCUCGUGGAGUUGGAGAUCCUUAUUCUUGGGUCUAAUAGCUUUAGUGGUUCACUUGCAAUACCCAAAGUGAUAAGCAAUCUCGUGGAGUUGGAGAUCCUUGAUCUUGGGUUUAAUAGCUUUAGUGGUUCACUUGCAAUGGAGAUCUUCAACAUGUCAAGGCUGAUAAAGGUUUUUCUUUCAAACAACAGUCUUGUUGGUACUAUACCUCAUUCAAUCUCCAAUUGUUCAAAGCUUAAUCAUUUAGAUCUUUCACACAACAAACUCACGGGCUCGAUUCCAAGUGAGCUUGGAUAUUUGACUCAUCUACAGUUCCUAAACUUGGAGAUGAACAAUUUAACCAGUGAUUCAUCGUUAAGCUUUUUGACUUCUUUAACAAACUGCAGAGACUUAAAAAUCUUGGUCUAAGUGUCAACCCUCUAAAUGGUAUGCUUCCCGUCUCUAUAGGGAACUUCUCCACUUCUCUUAUAAAGUUUUAUGCCCAUGCUUGCAAAAUCAACGGCCAAAUUCCAAAUGAAGUUGGGAACUUAAGAAGCUUAUUAAUCCUUGAUAUUUCUGGAAACAACUUGGUUGGAUCAAUUCCCACAUCAAUUGGCAACUUGAGAAAUCUUCAGGUCUUGAACUUGUAUGAAAACACUCUUACAGGACUUAUUGGAGAUAGUCUAUGUAAAUUGCAAAGAUUGGGUAACAUUUACUUUGGUCAAAAUCAACUUCCAGGAUCUCUUCCAAAUUGUUUAGGAAACGUUACUUCCCUUAGAGAGAUAUAUCUGGGUUCCAAUAAAUUGAGUUCCAAUAUACCAGCAAGCUUAGGGAAUCUUAAGGAUCUAGUGGUUCUUGACUUAUCGUCAAACAACAUGGGUGGCUCUUUGCCUGCAGAAAUUGGAAAUCUAAAGGUUGCGGUAUACAUGGAUCUGUCAAUGAAUCAAUUCUCAAAUGGAAUUCCUAGAGAAAUUGGAGGAUUACAAAAUUUGGAGAAACUUUCUUUGAGUCACAACAAGUUGCAAGGAUCUAUACCUGACUCUAUGAGCAACAUGAUAGGUUUGGAAUUUUUAGACGUUUCUCGUAACAAUAUAACGGGAAUCAUUCCCAAAACCCUGGAGAAACUUCAAAAUCUCAAGUAUUUCAAUGUUUCUAUCAACAAAUUGUAUGGUGAAAUACCCUCAGGAGGUCCUUUCAAGAACCUAUCGAGUCAGUUUUUCAUCUACAAUGAAGCAUUGUGUGGUUCUUCAAGAUUUAGUGUCCCGCCAUGCCCCACUUCAUCAAAGCAUAGAUCAAAUAGGAAAAAAUUGUUAGUUCUAUUUCUUAUGAUGGGAAUUGCACUUGUAUUUAUUCCUAUUGCCCUUAUGCUCGUAUGGAUAAGGUAUAGAGGAGGUAAAAGAGCACCUCAACAAGCUGAUUCAUUGUCUACCGCAACAAGAGGAAGAAUUUCAUACUAUGAAUUGCUCGAAGCAACUGAUGCGCUUAGUGAGAGUAAUUUGAUUGGUUCUGGGAGUUUUGGAGGUGUCUACAAAGGAAUUCUCAGAAAUGGGACUACUAUUGCAGUUAAAGUGUUCAAUCAGCAAUUGGAAGUGUCAUUCAAGUGUUUUGACACAGAAUGUAAAAUUUUGCGCAGCAUUCGCCAUAGGAAUCUAGUAAAAGUCAUCACUAGUUGUUCCAAUCUUGAUUUUAAGGCUUUGGUGCUCGAGCAUAUGCCUAAUGGGGUCUUGAGAAGUGUUUGUUUUCACACAACUACUUCUUAGACAUCUUGCAGAGACUAAGCAUAAUGAUAGAUGUGGCAUGUGCAUUGGAAUAUCUCCACCAUGGGUGCACACUGCCCGUGAUUCAUUGUGAUUUGAAGCCUAGUAAUGUCUUGUUGGAUGAGGAUAUGGUUGCGCACCUAAGCGACUUUGGUAUUUCAAAACUGCUUGGUGAAGAUGUGAGUGAUUUAUACACUAAAACUUUAGCAACAUUUGGUUAUAUUGCACCGGGUAUGUCUCUUAUUUUUGCUUUGAACAUUGUUUUUUCCUUUUUCUUUUCCACCAAGAAAUUAUCAUGUAUCAUUAAAUUAAUUGUUUGACUAUAGAGUAUGGGCUGGAUGGAUUGGUGUCAACAAAAUGUGAUGUCUAUAGUUACGGGAUCAUGUUGAUGGAAACAUUUACAAGGAGAAAGCCUAAUGAUGAAAUGUUCAAGGGAGAUCUUAGCUUGAAGCAAUGGGUGAGUACUUCAUUUCCGGAGGCAGUAAUGGAUGUUGUAGAUGCUAACUUGGUAACACCAAAUGAUAAUUGCUUGAAGUUAGAUUGUGUGACAUUGAUCAUGAAAGUGGCAUUAGAUUGUUGUGCUGAA